Messenger RNA from Pseudocercospora fijiensis CIRAD86, 1164 nucleotides. RefSeq lists its product as uncharacterized. NCBI's taxonomy places the organism in Eukaryota, Fungi, Ascomycota, Dothideomycetes, Mycosphaerellales, Mycosphaerellaceae. The coding region runs from base 1 to 1164 and encodes 387 amino acids. The transcript is spliced from 16 exons. The record is from RefSeq and is a predicted model, not a curated record.
AUGCGAGGAUGGCGAUAUCAGGGACGUGGCUCAAGAGAGCGGAGGUAUUGGAGCAAACCUCAGACUGUCUUACCGGGAGAUUUCGAGAAUGUUGUACACAAAGUCUCGGGGGAUGUGACCGCAGCUGCCCUGUUUGACGCUUCGGAGGCAAUCCGCGCCGAGACGCAUGCUUGUCGCCACCUUCUAUCGAAUGCAAUGCAGCCAAAUCGAGUCAGCAGAUGGAGCGGGUAUUUUGGAACAGCGCAUCGCGGGGUUACGCAGUUCGCGCAUUCUAUGCGAACUCGCGGCCAUAUCACCAUAGCAUAUGUCACCACUGUUGCUCGGCUCUCGACCCUAGCAAUGCCGAGGCCUGAAGAGGACUAUUCGUGUCAUCCACUUGAUGCGGUGGCCCAAGAAGUGCCCUUCAAUCGCAUGGCCAAAGUUUUGUCUUUGGUAUCAGGUCAGGCUGAGCAUUUUGUAGCUGGUCGCAGCGAGGUGGAAGAGGUCAAAGUGAACGCUGAACUCGUGGUAGUCACUGAGAGGGACAGCGGUAGCACGCUCAAGAGCAAUGUUCUUGUUCCAGAGGACAACAUGCGUAUCGGGAGCUCAAAGCAUGUUGUUCAUCCCCGUGAGAACUCCUCUUCCGGCAUCGGAUUCUGCGUUAUGAUCGUUACGUGCAGUCCGAGGCGGACUAAUACUUCCAGAAGCCUCUUCGACCGCAAAGAAUCUAAGCGACUCGGGGAGCUGAAUGAAUGGCGCGGUCACUUUAUCUGCGAUCUUCAGGCAUACUGGGAGCGGUAUUUACAGCAAUGCAGUACGAAUGUCGACACGAGAUGGAUGAUGUCGUGUAGAUGGCCGGAGAAUGACCUCUUGGCGCGCUGUGGAGAUAUCCUUCUUGGAUCUCGCAUCUCGACUUUCCCUUUCUCUCACCAUCUACUUUCUGUACUCGAAAUACAUACUAAACACCUGCUCGUUGACUACAUACACAGUGCUCAAGGUCUUGCAGUCGAGAUGUUUUCAGGCUCAGGCCCUCGCGGCUCAAGCGGGCAUCCCAGCUACAUUGCCGCAAAAGGACCACAAGAGAUACAAGAAUCCAUGGCUCUAGGCUCAUCAUCCGGAGACAUAGUCUACUGGGGACCUGGAGGCAUAGCGCAGCUUCCACUUGCUCUGGUUCGAGGGUGCUAA